Messenger RNA from Aphidius gifuensis, 4181 nucleotides. RefSeq lists its product as uncharacterized. The transcript has 6 exons. Bases 87 to 2099 code for a protein of 670 amino acids. Lineage: Eukaryota; Metazoa; Arthropoda; Insecta; Hymenoptera; Braconidae. The record is from RefSeq and is a predicted model, not a curated record.
AAAAAAAAAAAAUAAUAAAUAAAUAAAAAAAAAAAAAAAAAAAAAAUAUAUAUAUGUUUUAUGUCAAGUUUGCAUUAUAAUUACAGAUGGCUCGUAUAAUUUUGUUUAUGAUAUUGGGUGGACUGGUUUGGAGUACCGAAGCAUUAAUAGGGUACGACUGUGCGUCACGAAUAACCAACUCUACCUUAAUCUCUUCAUUAGAUGUCGAAGACUGCCUCCCUUCACAACAACCUAUCGAACGUAAAAACACCAGAGGAACACUUAUACAAAGAAAUCCGUUUAUAAGUGUACCAGUAAGACACUGCAAAGUGGCCAUUUCUAGACACAUAUACCAUUGUGGCAUGGUGACGGACUACGUUAGUGUAGUAGAAGGAGGCAUAGCAGAGUAUAUCCACGAGGUUGGAUUUGAUAACUGCAGAAACGCACAUCAACAAGGUUUCUUAUACGUAAGUCAUAUGAUGGUAACUGGCUUACGAGUUAACCACACUGUACCGAAACAAAUAACGUUAGCUGGUACAUUAAACAAAGAAGGCGAUUGUUCAGGUGCAAGUUACUCGGAUGUUUUCGGGCAAUACGAUAACGUAGUAGUAACAGCAUCAGUACAAAUAACGUUAGUCGCAUCAGAAGCCAAAGUAGAAAUUAAACAAGAUAAAAUAUUCUUUAAUUCUGGUACUACAUGCAAAUAUACGGAAGGAGCUUGUAUGGACUCUUUCGGAGGAAAUACGUAUUGGGAUGUAAUUCCAGCACACGAUGCGUGCGAAAAAGAAUAUUCAAUCCUAUACAAAGGAGAUUUAAAUUUGGUGCAAUCUGGACUUGACAGAUAUAUUUCUGUCGUUUCCGGAUCUACCACAUUCUCAUUAAAACUGACGCAUCAAUUGUCUGAAUUUACGAUUUGCAAACAUUCUACUUGGCCAACAGAACAUCCAAGGUUAUUCGUAAUACCAAACGAAAUAGAUAAUGUUCUACCAAAAUCAUCUAAGAUAGAACCUGACCUACUUACUUAUGUAGACAGUAAGUUUGUGUUUGUAGAGAGACACAUCCGAACUCAACUCGAAACUUUACACAUCGAUUUCGAGAUAAAUAAAUGUCUAUUACAAAAACAAAUAUUAGGCAAUCAAAUAUCUAUAGCAGCGUCAUCUCCAGACGAGUUCGCUUAUCGAUACAUGGGUCAACCAGGUUACAUGGCCAUCAAUGCGGGAGAAGUAAUACAUUUGGUGAAAUGUGCACCAAUACCCGCAAAAUUAAGACAUACUGAGCAAUGUUAUAAUAUGCUUCCUGUGACUGUUAACAGAAUUCCAUUAUUUAUAACUCCUCGUACUCACAUUAUCACUCAUGAUGCAGCAGUAAUACCAUGUAACGUACCUUUACCACAGAUGUUCUACAUAGAGAACGCAUGGUAUAAAUUCACGCCUAAACCUACAAAUACGAUUGAACCAGUAAAAUUAAAUCCAAAUAGAAAAAGUACUUGGGUAUAUGCUAAUAUUGGAGAUUUAGCAAAUUCAGGUAUAUAUAGUAAGGAUGAUAUGGAGAGGAUGAGAGAACGUAUAAUGUUCCCAGUCGAACAGACGUCUAUCCUUAAUACAUUUGCUGCAAGGGCUUCAAGUUCAAAUAUCGUCGCAGACAGCAGAUCAUUCAUGAAGGUGUUUGGUGAGACAGAUCUUCAAGAAAUGGCAGGAAGAUUCUGGGACAACAGAUGGAGAGAAUUCAUGGUUUUUAGUAAUAUCAGUGCAGGAAUAUUAGGGUUACUCGCAGUAUUCCAAGUAGUGAAAAUGAUAGCUGACACAUUCUUGCAUUGUUUUGCAUUACAUCAAGUGUACGGAUUCUCCAUCCAUUUGUUCGCAGCAUUGUGGGAUAGUUUAGCAUCAUUAUUCCUGCAUCAAAGAAAAGAAGAAACGAAAAGGUCAGUUAAGGAUCUCAAAGAAAAAACGAACGAAGAGUUGGCUGAACAAACAGUCCCUGAAGGUUCAGUACAGCAUGAGACUUACACAUCAUUCAAUCAUCUCUCCGAACAGAGACUUUAUCCAACCAUGAAUAACGUCUCAGUCAUAUACGAUAAACCAACCGCCCCGAGUACUUCAAGAACAACAUACCUCGACUAACCAACAAAUUUUUCAUCACCAUUUUUACUAUCUUUUAAUUUUUUUUUUUUGUCUUUCUAUAUAUUAGAGUUAAGUAAUAUCUAACCAUUUAGUAUAUAUAUAUUUUACAGAAUGAGCAUUAAUUUCAAACUAGCGAAUGUGUGUCAACACUCCUCUGGACCUUGUAAGAAGGAAAAAUUAUUGUCAAUUAUCAGUAAUGCAGGAGCCAAUAAAUUCAAGGAAUGUUUUAGAGAAAGAGAGAGUUAUAUUUGUAUGAAGGGGCUCGUCAAGAGAAUAUUUACAACUGAACUUGACAAUGAGGACAAGUUGUUUUGCCUUGAGUGUUAUCUCAGUGAAAGAAAUUUUACUGGCACAGGAAAUUUUGGUGCAAUUGUAAAUUUACAUUGGUUAACCAAAGAUUCUCACACUGUGAAGGAUACUUGCUUCAACUGUGAAAUUACUUUAUUAACUCAAGAACCAGCUGCAAAUUGUGAUUUUUGUAUGAGAGAAUCUAUACUACAUGAAGACUGGCUUGAUAUGUUUGGAAUAGUGAACGUAAGAACUACCAAUUUCAAUCCAAUUAUAAUGCCAGAGUCUGGUGAGGAUAUUUACGUAGAGAUGAAUAGCCUACCUCUCCCAGAUUUUCCAAAGUUAGAACAAAUAUCUAAGGAUAUCAGUAAACUAAGCGAAUUGUCAGAAGAACUGUCAAAAAGAAAGAAGCCUCAGGCUACAUAUACAAUGAUGAGUUACGAUAAUGUCGUAAGACAACACACAGUCAUGUGUAAAAUAGACGACAUGACGUUUAAAGGAAAGGGGACGACACACAUACAAGCUAAGGCCGAAGCCGCGUCAAAAGCCAUUAAGGCAAUCGCACAGAGAAAAAAAUUCUUUUUAAAAUAAAUCCCUUAUUAUUAUUAUCAUUCUUAAAAUCCAUAAUAGAUUUAAGUAUAGUUUAAUUCAAAUCAUUCUUAAUAAAUUUUAUAUAACUCUAUUGAUAUACAUAUGUUAAUUUGUCUACAGCGACCAAAGAAAAUAAUAAGUAAAAUGGCGCAAUCAAAAUGGGACGCACUCACACAAUUAUUUAGUCCAAAUAACGUAGCAGUAGAAAGAACUUUUAUAAGUAUAACGAAUGACGAAAGACUCUGCCACAUACUGUUGGGAGCUAUAAUCGGAGUUGGAGUGGGCUAUAACAAUGAAGAGGCAUUCAACCGUGCUUACGAAGACUUGCUUGAUACUCUCGUGUGCCCAAAAGAUCAUGUUAUUACUAAGACUUUAACUAUGAUUAGGAGAGGCCGCCAAGACAACGCAAAUCCAACCGAGGUAUUAUAUAAUAUCGGUCAAUUAGCUAGUUUCCAAGUAAGCUAUGAUGAUGCCGCCGGUUUCAAAAGCAGAGGAGACAACCGUGAUAUGUUUGCCAUCACUCUAUAUUUGAAGGGACAACCCUUUGUGGGGGUCGGCUUCACGAAACGAGAAGCAAAGGCAGACGCAGCCAAAAUAGCAAUUGCGUUUAUGGAAACACAUUGGAAUGGGAUACCGUUUCCAGGAGGCGCAAUAGACACGGAAGGAGUGCCAGAUUCGUAAAGGAAAAAUUUUUUGGACUCCGUUAGAACAUGUUUGUGGAAGAGGCUCUUGAAGCAGCGUUUCAGAGGGAGGAUUCUAACGCUCGAGAGGUUGCAGAAGGAGUACGAGGAGCAACCAAUGGAAGUCAUCAUCGUCCCCAUUUCUAUUCCCAGAGAUGAAGAGGAUACAGGAUACGAUGCUGACGAUGAGGUAGCAAGCGAAGACGAGGAGGAAAUUCAACCCGAUGAGAAGCAUCCUUCAAUGGACAUACCUUUUAUUGACUUGGUCAGCGAUAAUGAUGAUGAUUAAUUAGAGACACGCGUGAUCAAGAAUAUGAAGAUGAUGAUGAUGCUGAUGAUGAUGCAGACACCGUCAUUUUGGAACGAAAGGAGCUGGUUCGGAGGGUCGAGGAUGCAGAUUUCUACAAUUGCUCCUAUACGCCGAGUGAGAGGUCCAGAAGGGGACGAAUUUGUCGUGACCCAAUGUAGUCACAAGAUUAUUUGUUUUAUUAAAUAAUGAAUAAAUAAAUAUAUAAAUAAUUUC